Messenger RNA from Micropterus salmoides (largemouth bass), 1425 nucleotides. RefSeq lists its product as uncharacterized. NCBI's taxonomy places the organism in Eukaryota, Metazoa, Chordata, Actinopteri, Centrarchiformes, Centrarchidae. The transcript is spliced from 5 exons. Gene Ontology annotation, biological process: phagosome-lysosome fusion; endosome to lysosome transport. The record is from RefSeq and is a predicted model, not a curated record. Gene Ontology annotation, cellular component: lysosome; phagocytic vesicle; late endosome. Gene Ontology annotation, molecular function: GTPase activity; GTP binding. The coding region runs from base 135 to 704 and encodes 189 amino acids.
GUCAGGUGGUUGAGUGGCCAAAGCCUGGCACUCUGGUGCCACUCACUGAGAUAUCCUGGCUUUUUAUAUUGCUGAUUUUGUGUAAUCUCAGUAUUCUGCUCCUGCGCCUCUGACGGUCUCAACAGGACACAGAUAUGCAAAAGCAUGUGGGAAAAUCCUCCUUCAUGAACAGAUAUGUGAAUCACCGCUUCACCAACAUGUACCGGGCCACUAUAGGGACUGACUUCCUUUCCAAAACAGUCAACAUAGAUGGGGACACGGUCAUCCUGCAGAUCUGGGACACAGCAGGCACAGAGAGGUUCCAGUCUCUGGGCACACCUCUGUACAGAGGAGCCCACUGCUGCAUGCUGGUGUUUGAUGUCACAUCCAGAGCUAGUUUCUCUGCCCUGGAGGGGUGGAGGAAGGAGUUUCUGAUCCAGGGUGAGCCUCAGGACCCAUCUGACUUCCCCUUCAUUGUACUGGGCAACAAGACUGACCUGAGCAACCGGGAGGUAUCUGGCAGGCAGGCCCUGCAGUGGUGCGAGGAGAUAGGAGCAGAAUACUGUGAAGGCAGCGCUAAAGAGGACCUGGAUGUGGAAGGGCCGUUCCUGAGAGCGGCUCGCAGCGGCUUACAGCAGUACAAAAAACACACAUUGGAAAAUACAGGACAUUUCCAGAUAACCUGCAAACAGCCGAGAGAAACUCGCAACACCUGUGAGUGCUGAGGGCAGCGCUCGUCCCAGUGUGGGAGGGAAAGUUCAGAGACCUCGGCACUGCUGAUGAUGACCUAUCUAACGAGGGUGCAAAAAUAGUGACCCAGCAAAGGUACUGUGGAAGGAAAGGACACAAUUGUAUACCACAUGGAGAGAGGAACAAACUCAUUAAAUGUUUUUUCUUCUUUUUUCUUUUUUUUGAGAACCUUCAGCUUAUGGUCUAACUUAAGGCAUCACUACUAAAAUACACUGCUUUUGCAUGCAUGUCUAGUUUUGUUCAACAGACACACUGACACGCACAAAAAUUAUGAAUGCAUAUGAAGAGAGUUCAUUUCUAGAAAGAAAUCGGGAGAAACCACAAACAGCAAAACCAAGGUGCCAGCCGGAGAAAAAGCAGGCGAGUGACAACCUUGGCUCUGAUCAUCCUGGCAGUUACCAUCACAACUGAAUCCGCCCUUACAAAGUAGAUAUACACUCAUGUCCAGUCAGAAACCUCCUCCCUGUACGUUUGAAUUGUAAUGAACCUAGCAGUGAUCCAGACCCCUACAGUGAAUCAGCUUGACAGAAGCAAAUUAGAACAAUCAGGGAGACUAUAUAUAUUUAUAUUAUAUAUAUAUAUAUAUAUAUAUAUUUGUUUCUUUUUAUAAGUAAAGACACAAAAGGCAAUCAAGAGAUGACCAACAUGUAAAAACUGUUUGUUACAGGUAAUUAUAUAAAAGGCCAAGAUGUUUUU